Nipponia nippon (crested ibis) is the source of this 933-nucleotide messenger RNA. NCBI's taxonomy places the organism in Eukaryota, Metazoa, Chordata, Aves, Pelecaniformes, Threskiornithidae. The record is from RefSeq and is a predicted model, not a curated record.
AUGCCGCCGGAGCCGCUGCCCAAGGGGAGCGCCCGCUGCCUCGACCCGCACGCCCGCGCCAUGGUAACCCCUUCUCUGGUUCACCUUCCGCAGGUGAACAACCUCAUCUGGCACGUCCGCUGCCUGGAGUGCUCCGUGUGCCGCACCUCGCUGCGGUAGCAGCACAGCUGCUACAUCAAGAACAAGGAGAUCUUCUGCAAGAUGGACUACUUCAGCCGGUUUGGUACAAAGUGCGCCCGCUGCGGCAGGCAGAUCUACGCCAGCGACUGGGUGCGCCGAGCGCGCGGCAACGCCUACCACCUCGCCUGCUUCGCCUGCUUCUCCUGCAAGCGGCAGCUCUCCACUGGCGAGGAGUUCGGCUUGGUGGAGGAGAAGGUGCUGUGCCGGAUUCACUACGACACCAUGAUAGAGAACCUCAAGCGAGCGGCGGAAAACGGCAACGGGAUCACGCUGGAGGGGGCUGUGCCCUCGGAGCAGGACAGCCAGCCGAAGCCGGCCAAGAGGGCCCGCACCUCCUUCACCGCCGAGCAGCUGCAGGUCAUGCAGGCACAGUUUGCUCAGGACAACAACCCCGACGCACAAACGCUUCAGAAGCUGGCGGACAUGACGGGGCUGAGUCGGAGAGUCAUUCAGGUUUGGUUUCAAAACUGCACCCCCCGCCAUAAAAAACACACCCCGCAGCACACGGUGCCACCCUCGGGAGCCCCCCCGUCCCGCAUCCCUUCUUCGCUCUCUGAUGACAUUCACUACUCGCCCUUCAGCAGCCCAGAGCGGGCCCGGAUGGUGACGCUGCACGGAUACAUAGAAAGUCAGGUACAGUGUGGACAAGUGCACUGUAGACUCCCCUACACUGCUCCACCAGUGCACCUCAAAGCAGACAUGGAAGGACCACUAUCUAAUAGGGGUGAGAAGGUCAUCCUCUUUCAGUAUUGA